Molecule: messenger RNA, 778 nt
Organism: Daldinia decipiens
Lineage: Eukaryota; Fungi; Ascomycota; Sordariomycetes; Xylariales; Hypoxylaceae
Exons: 3
Coding region: 361-714 (117 amino acids)
Cellular component (GO): preribosome, large subunit precursor
Source: RefSeq, a predicted model, not a curated record
AUAAGUAAGUAUCGCUCCUAGGUAUGAAAGAAAAUUCACCGCCUGCCGCAUUAAGAUUAAGUACCUAAGAUACCUGUAUGUUACAUAACUUAAUUACCUAAUGCAUAUAUGUGACUACAUAUGUACAUAGGUAGCUUCCACUAUCUUAGCGGGAUCUACAAAUCUAUCGCCCCACCAAAGGUGUGCGGAGCAUUCAAACCCGUCUAAACAAUUUUUUUUCUUAUUCGACUGUUGAAUUUGCCAUCACUAAUAUAGUUGUACAAGUCGAAACAUUUACGGUCUUGCAAACCCAUCCUUGAAGGACGUCAACAAUCCAUUCCCUCUAAUCCGACAUCCCGUUCUCUCAAUCACCUUUUAGCAAUGGCGAAAAGCUCCCGCGCCAGCACGCGCAAAACCAACAACCAGCGCCUGAAGGCCAAGGUCUUCGGCCCGGUCGAGGCAGCCCGAGCCGAACGUCUCUCUGCCAAGCUCCUCGAACUGGCUGCGCAGCCCAAACCCCAGCCUGAAGGGGCCGAGAUGAAGAUCGUGGACGGUGCUGAGGAAACCAAGGAGGAUAAUGCUACUACAGCGACAGAGGCCGAUAACACAAUGGACGUCGACAGCGCCAAACCCGCAAGCAAACGCAGCGACAAGAAGCGCAUUGAAAAGCGAAGGAAGACCAGCAAGAUUGUCUUCCCCAAAUAUGGCGACAAGAAGAAGACAAAGAGACGUUAGAUGUGAGACGUAUCAAAAGGGUGGGUUGGGGUGAAUUGCAUUGUUAGGCGUUCGGUUGCGUUUU